AUGACAACAACGAGGUAUCCAAAGGCUAUAGUAUUUGAUUUAGAUUAUACAUUAUGGCCAUGUUGGUGUGAUACUCAUAUACGUACACCAAUAAAACCUAUAUCAUCAACUGAAAUUAUUGAUAAAUCAGGUAUGAAAUUAUCAUUUUAUCCCGACGUUGAAUCAAUUAUAAAAGAAUUAAAAUCACAAAAUAUUAAAAUUAUAGGAGCAAGUAGAACAGCAACUCCAGAUAUUGCCAAAAAAUUAUUAACUUAUUUAAAGAUUGAUGGUAAACCUGCUAUUUCUUAUUUUGAUGCUUUAGAAUGGGGUCAAGGUUCUAAAACUAAACAUAUUAAAUUAGCUGCAAAACAAUUAAAAUUAAAUCAAGAAUUAGAAAAUGGUGAAUUUAUUUUAUUUGAUGAUGAAUUAAGAAAUAAAGAUGUUUCUAAUAUUAAUUGUUAUUUUGUACAUAUACCUGAUGAAGAUUUAGGAUUAACUAGAAAUAUUUUUACAAAGGGACUACAAAAUUGGUCAGAAAAUCAUAAAUAA
Molecule: messenger RNA, 528 nt
Organism: Lodderomyces jiufengensis
Lineage: Eukaryota; Fungi; Ascomycota; Pichiomycetes; Serinales; Debaryomycetaceae
Product: Mg-dependent acid phosphatase
Exons: 1
Coding region: 1-528 (175 amino acids)
Molecular function (GO): acid phosphatase activity
Source: RefSeq, a predicted model, not a curated record